AGCAAAAGCUGGCAGAACUGAAGAGAGAAAUAGACAAUUCAACAAUAUUAGUUGGAACUUUCAAUCCUCCAUUUUCAAAAAUGGAUAAAACACCUAGUCAGAAUAUCAACAAGAAAAUAGCAAACGCUAUAAACAACUAGAUCUGACAAAUAUCUAUAGAACUCUCCACCUAACAAUAUACAUUUUUCUCAAGUGCACAUGGAACAUUCCCUGGAAUGAACCAUAUGCCAAACCACACACAAACCUCAGUAAAUUUAAAAUGAUCAAAAUCAUACUACACCUGUUAUCUGACCACAAUGGAAUAAGUUAGAAAUCAUUAACAGAAGUUUGGGAAAAUCAUAAAUAUUUGGAAAAUAAAAAUACAGCCCUAAAAAAAAAUCAAUGGAUCAAAUAAAUAAAUCACUAGGGAAAUUAGAAAGUACUUUGAGAUAAAUGAAAAUGAAAACAUACCAAAAUUUAUGGAAUGCAGUUAAGCUCUGUCUAAAGGGAAAUUUAUAUGUUUGAAUGGCUACAUUAAAAAUCUCAAAUCAAUAGCCAUUAGGUUUUUUUCCACCUUAAGAAACUUUCCACCUUAGAAAAGGAAGUGUAAAUCCCCAAAAAAUAGAAGAAAAAAAGAUUAGACUGGAAAUGAACGAAAUUGAAAAUAGAAAAACAAUAGAGCAAAUCAACAUGACCAAAAGUUGGUGCUUUGAAACUAUCUUCAAAAUAGACAAAACUUUACCUAGACUGACCAAGAAAAAAAAAAUUAGACAACUCAAAUUACUAAAUUUACUACAACACAAAUAAAGAGGAUUAUAGAGGAAUCCUAUGAACAAUUCUAUGCCAACAAAUUAGAUAAUUUAUAUGAAAUGGGCACAUUCCUAGACAGACACAAACUGGUGACGCUGACACAGGCCUCUAGGGAGUAUGUAUACACGCCAAGCUUACCAACGGGUGGAAUUUAAGAGUGUGUGACUUAUUGCCUGUUGAUUUUACCCAAGUACCAAAUGCAGCUGUUCAACACACACGAAGUUGAGGCACCUGAAGGUGCUGCUGAGCCCCCAUUCGGAGAAAGUGCUUCCUAGGACUCAGACUAAAGGAUCUUAAGACUGGGGGGCCCUUGGACGCUGCCAUCCCCCACCUCCAGGACCCAGCCCACGGGAGGAGAGCAGGCAGCGAGGCAGACCACUUCUUGAAAUAGAGUGGAGCCUUCACAACUCAAAUCGGUCAGAGAGCAGUCAGCGAUUUACUCCCUCGAAGCCUCAGCAACAGCAACGAUCCGAAAGCGGUCACGGGGAGUAAGGGAACUUUUGAAGAUGGCUCUCCUCGGGCCCUGGAGCGAAGGAGAACCCGAGGACAAAGCUGAGUUGGGCAGGCGGCAUUCCGGUUCGGUACAGUUUCAGGCCGGCCCGUUCACGCCAGGGUUUCUUUUCCAAGUCGACCCUAUAAAACAACGGACCGAGACCCGGUGGAAGUAGAGGAGCUGCAUUUCCUAGCGGACCGUGGGCGCUGCGCCUCUUUCCGGCGCUGCAGAGGCGUGCUUGCAGCCGGCGUGCGGUGUUGCAUGGAUCCCGGCGGCCGGUGGCGGGGCUUGCCCGGCGGGCCCAGCCUCAAGCACCUGACGGAUCCCGCUUACGGGGUCCCCCGGGAGCAGCAGAAGCCGGCGCUACAGGAGCUGACGCAGGCGCACGUGGAGUCCUUCAACUACGCGGUGCGCGAAGGGCUCAGCCACGCGGUGCAGGCUAUACCUCCCUUUGAAUUUGCUUUCAAAGAUGAGCGGAUCUCUCUCACUAUUGUGGAUGCCGUCAUCAGCCCCCCCACCGUUCCCAAAGGGAGCAUCUGCAAGGAGCUCAGUGUUUAUCCUGCAGAAUGCCGGGGCAGGAGGAGCACCUACCGGGGAAAGUUGACAGCUGAUAUCAGCUGGGCUGUAAACGGAAUCUCAAAAGGAACCAUUAAGCAGUUUCUUGGCUAUGUUCCCAUCAUGGUGAAGUCUAAGCUUUGCAACUUAUACAACCUUCCUCCAAAAGCCCUCAUUGAGCACCAUGAGGAACCAGAGGAAAUGGGAGGCUAUUUCAUAAUCAAUGGCAUUGAAAAGGUCAUCCGAAUGUUGAUUAUGCCUCGGAGAAAUUUCCCUAUUGCAAUGAUAAGACCAAAAUGGAAAGCUAGAGGGCCUGGCUACACUCAGUAUGGAGUGUCAAUGCACUGUGUAAGGGAAGAACACUCUGCUGUCAAUAUGAACCUUCACUACUUGGAAAAUGGCACAGUUAUGUUGAACUUUAUUUACCAGAAAGAACUGUUUUUUCUUCCUUUGGGAUUUGCACUUAAGGCACUUGUCAGCUUUUCCGAUUACCAGAUUUUUCAGGAGCUCAUCAAAGGAAAAGAGGACAACUCUUUCUUUAGGAACUCUGUUACUCAGAUGUUAAGGAUGGUGAUGGAUGAAGGUUGUUCCACACAGAAGCAGGUCCUUACCUAUCUAGGUGAACGCUUCAGAGUAAAGCUCAGUCUCCCUGACUGGUAUUCAAAUGAACAAGCAGCAGAGUUUCUGUUUAACCAGUGUAUCUGUAUCCACUUGAAAUCUAAUACUGAGAAGUUUUAUGUACUUUGUCUCAUGACCCGGAAGCUAUUUGCUUUGGCCAAGGGAGAGUGCAUGGAGGAGAAUCCUGACAGUUUAGUGAAUCAGGAAGUGCUCACACCCGGGCAGCUCUUCCUCAUGUUUCUGAAGGAAAAAAUGGAAGCGUGGUUAGUAUCUGUUAAAAUAGGUAUGGACAAGAAGGCUCAGAAGACCAAUAUGUCUAUAAACAGUGAAAAUUUGAUGAAGAUUUUAAGUCUGGGAAUAGACCUUACAAAACCAUUUGAGUAUCUUCUUGCUACUGGGAAUCUGCGUUCCAAAACAGGUCUUGGCUUCCUGCAAAAUUCUGGACUUUGUGUCGUGGCUGAUAAGCUGAACUUCAUCCGCUAUCUCUCCCAUUUCCGCUGUGUGCACAGAGGGGCUGACUUUGCCAAGAUGAGGACCACCACCGUGCGCAGGCUGCUGCCGGAGUCUUGGGGUUUCCUUUGUCCUGUGCACACUCCUGAUGGGGAGCCCUGCGGCCUGAUGAACCACUUAACUGCCAUAUGCGAGGUGGUCACGCAGUUUGUAUACACGGCAUCUAUUCCAGCUUUGCUCUGCAACCUGGGGGUUACUCCAGUUGAUGGAACGCCUCACCGACCUUACGCUGAGUGCUACCCUGUCUUGCUGGACGGUGUCAUGGUUGGCUGGGUGGAUAAGGAGCUUGCUGCUAGUGUUGCAGCUUCUCUCCGGCAUUUUAAGGUGUUGAGAGAAAAAAGAAUCCCUCCCUGGAUGGAGGUGGCCCUUGUCCCCAUGACAGGAAAACCAAGUCUGUACCCAGGACUGUACCUUUUCACCACUCCUUGUAGGCUGGUGCGGCCUGUGCGAAACUUGGAAUUGGGCAAAGAAGAGCUGAUUGGAACUAUGGAGCAGCUCUUCAUGAAUAUUGCCAUCUUCGAGGAUGAGGUUUUUGCUGGAGUGACCACCCACCAGGAACUCUUCCCUCACAGCCUGCUGAGUGUGAUCGCCAACUUUAUCCCUUUCUCCGAUCACAACCAGAGUCCAAGGAACAUGUACCAGUGCCAGAUGGGUAAACAAACUAUGGGCUUCCCACUUCUCACUUAUCAAGACCGAUCUGAUAAUAAGCUGUAUCGUCUUCAGACCCCACAAAGCCCUUUGGUGAGGCCGUGCAUGUAUGAUCACUAUGACAUGGACAACUAUCCAAUUGGGACCAAUGCCAUCGUUGCUGUUAUUUCUUACACUGGCUACGAUAUGGAAGAUGCCAUGAUUGUGAAUAAGGCUUCUUGGGAACGAGGUUUUGCCCAUGGAAGUGUCUACAAAUCUGAAUUCAUAGAUCUCUCUGAAAAAAUUAAACAAGGAGAUGAUAAUCUGGUGUUUGGAGUCAAACCUGGUGACCCUCGGACUGUGCAGAAGUUAGAUGAGGAUGGAUUGCCAUUUAUUGGAGCACAGCUGCAGUAUGGAGAUCCCUAUUACAGCUAUGUAAACCUCAACACUGGCGAGAGCUCUGUGAUGUUCUACAAGAGUAAAGAAAAUUGCAUUGUGGACAACAUCAAAGUGUGUAGUAAUGACACUGGAAGUGGAAAAUUUAAAUGUGUUUGCAUCACGAUGAGAAUCCCUCGGAACCCAACCAUUGGAGACAAGUUUGCCAGCCGGCAUGGGCAGAAGGGCAUCCUGAGCAGACUGUGGCCAACCGAGGACAUGCCCUUUACCGAAAGUGGGAUGGUCCCAGACAUUCUGUUCAACCCUCACGGGUUCCCGUCCCGAAUGACUAUUGGUAUGUUAAUCGAGAGCAUGGCGGGCAAGUCUGCCGCUCUGCAUGGUCUCUGCCAUGAUGCCACACCCUUCACCUUUUCAGAGGAGAACUCGGCCUUGGAGUACUUCGGUGAGAUGUUGAAGGCUGCUGGCUACAACUUCUAUGGCACUGAGAGGCUGUACAGUGGCAUCAGUGGGGUGGAACUGGAAGCAGAUAUUUUCAUUGGCGUGGUUUAUUACCAGCGGUUACGCCACAUGGUCUCAGACAAAUUCCAGGUCAGAACCACCGGAGCCAGAGACAGAGUCACUAACCAGCCCAUCGGGGGGAGAAACGUCCAGGGUGGGAUCCGUUUUGGGGAAAUGGAGAGGGAUGCUCUGUUAGCUCACGGAACUUCUUUUCUCCUUCACGACCGCCUCUUUAACUGUUCUGACCGGUCGGUAGCCCAUGUGUGCGUGAAGUGUGGCAGUCUGCUCUCUCCGUUGUUGGAGAAGCCGCCCCCUUCGUGGUCAGCCAUGCGCAACAGAAAAUACAACUGUACUGUGUGCAAUCGCAGUGACACUAUCGACACUGUUUCUGUGCCUUACGUUUUUCGGUAUUUUGUAGCUGAACUGGCAGCUAUGAACAUCAAAGUAAAACUGGAUGUCAUUUAAUUGGUGUGGCCUUUUGGGUUAGGUGAUCUGUCAGAUUAAAACAAAAUGUAACUUCAGUAAAGAUGUUACCCUGAAAUUUUUUUCAAGGUUGUUACAGCCCUCAACCAAGACCUGGCAAAUAAGAAUUCAAGGUUCUGAGUCUUUCUGAUAUAAUAGCCAUUGAAAUUGAUUUUCACUGUAUUUGUUCGAGAAAACGUUACAUUGAUGAAUAAAAUAUACAGGGAAGUUCCCAAACCCAGGGUCUUAGUAUGCUGCUCUCAGUAGAUGGUGACUAUCACUGAUUGUCCCUCUAGAACAGGGGUGGGGAACCUUUUUUCUGCCAAGGGCCAUUUGGAUAUGUAUAACAUCAUUUGCAGGCCAUACAAAAUUAUCAACUUAAAAAUUAGCUUGCUGUAUUUGGUAAAAUAAUUAACUCACCCCUAUGCCUUGGGAGGGCCAGACCAAAUGAUUUCGAGGACCUUAUACGGCCUGAGGGCCCAAUGUUCCCCACCCCUUCUCUAGGUCACCAUCCGGUGGUCCAUGAGGUCCAAGAGGUCCGAAAGGUUGGCAACUGCUGCUCUAGAGCAUUGUCCAUCUAGAGUCCCAACAUGAUGCAGGCCAUGGGUGUGGUUUUGUAUUUUCUAAUGUCCACGUUAAAGUGGAAAAAGGUAGAAAUAUUUUUUAACAACUUCAUUGAAAUAUACUAAACCCAGCCCUAACUAGUUUGGCUCAGUGGAUAGAGCGUCGGCCUGCGGACUUAAGGGUCCCAGGUUCGAUUCUGGUCAAAGGCAUGUACCUUGGUUGUGGGCACAUUCCCAGUACGGGGUGUGCAGGAGGCAGCUGAUCGAUGUUUCUCUCUCAUCGAUGUUUCUAACUAUCUCUCUCCCUUCCUCUCUGUAAAAAAAUCAAUAAAAUAUAUUUAAAAAAAAAAUACUAAACCCAGAUUGUAGGUUUUAACCUCAGUUGGGGUGUGUGCAGGAGGCAACUGAUGUUUCUCUCUCUCUCUCUCUCUCUCUCUCUCUCUCUCUCUCUCUCUCUCUUAAAUCAAAAACAUACUUAAAAAAACAAACACUGCACAUCUUUAUUGUAUAUAGUUCACCAUACGGGGUAAUAAACAUCACCUCUGAAAGCUUCCUGUGCCCCUUAGGGUUGUUUUGGUUUUUUAUUUAUUACUAGAGGCCCAGUGCAUGACAUUCGUGCAUUGGUGGGGUCAGGAGAGGAGGCAGUGGUUAUUGGGCCAGGCGUCUGGCCACCUCACGAUUCCCCGCCUCCACUCCUUCCCUUGCCACCGCAGGCGGCCCCUGGGGAAGGGAGAGGAUGGGAGUGAGAUCCUCCUUCCCUCUCCACUGCGCUGGCACUGUGGCAGUUGGGCGGGUGGCCCCCAAGGAAGGUAGAGGACAGGAGUGAGACAAACCCUUGUGUUGAGGGCUGGCUUUCAAUAGACCGGAGCGAGGGAGCUGCUCUGCUAGUACGAAACCCCAAUCAGAAGCAGGUCAUCUGCAAAUGGUUUAGCACCAGGGGUUGAUUGGGGCUGGCCGCAGGGACCAUGGCAGUUGGCUGGACACAGGAUGUUGGCUGUGGGAGCACACGGACCACCAGGGGGCAGACGCUCAACACAGAAGCUGCCUGUAGGCCCCGUGCCAGCCAAGGCAGGUGCCAGCAGGGUCCCAUCGCCCCACUGGUCGCCCUGCAGAGGGGGGGCAACAGGCGGGGGUGGGGCCCACAACCAGGUGUCACUAGGCCGGCCAAGGCAGGUGCCAGUGGGGGGGUCCCCCCGAUCGCCCUGCCAGUCGCCCCUCGGAUCGGCCCUGAUCGCCAGCCAGGCCUAGGGAUCCUACCCAUGCACGAAUUUCGUGCAUCAGGCCUCUAGUAUUAUACAAAUAAAAGCAUAGUUUGUGACCUUCUGAGAUUGGCUUUUUCCACUCAGUUGCCUUGAGAUGCAUUGAAGCUGUUGCAUAUAUCAGUUGUUCAUUCCUUUUUGCUGCUGUACGGCUAUGCCAGUGUGUUCAACCAGUUACCUGUAGGAGCACAUUUUGGUUGUUGCCAGUUUAUGGUGUUUACAAAUAAAGCUGCUCUGAAAACUCA
Myotis myotis is the source of this 7015-nucleotide messenger RNA. RefSeq names its product RNA polymerase I subunit B (gene POLR1B). NCBI's taxonomy places the organism in Eukaryota, Metazoa, Chordata, Mammalia, Chiroptera, Vespertilionidae. The coding region runs from base 1544 to 4951 and encodes 1135 amino acids. Gene Ontology annotation, cellular component: RNA polymerase I complex; nucleus. The transcript is spliced from 15 exons. Gene Ontology annotation, biological process: DNA-templated transcription. Gene Ontology annotation, molecular function: DNA-directed RNA polymerase activity; DNA binding; ribonucleoside binding. The record is from RefSeq and is a predicted model, not a curated record.